UAAAUUUUUACUUUGGCGCGGUAUAUUCUACUCAAUAGUUGUCUUGGUGGCAAUUUUGCUCAACUUUUCUUUACAGUGUGUUUCAUUUUGUUGCUACAAUUUAUGCAAUGUACCCGUGCAAGCCGACCUUAUAGAUUUCCCUUCCACAAACCAGUCCGCGCUGCCAAGAGUGGCAUUAUUUUGUUGGUUAAGAGAACGCGUGCUGGAAGUGUCAGAAGAAGGAAAAGUGACCGUCCUUGAGAACAGCGAGGUUAACUGCACGGUUGCAAAAUGCUUGAGCGAAAGGACAGUCGUAUUUGAUAUUUCCAACGCGAAGAGAGAUCUGCAUGUAGAUGACCCAAUUGGUGGAGCUACCCUGAAACAGGUCAUGAGCAUUCUUUGCAUUGCUAAAAAUGCGAUCCGAUUCAAGUAUUAUGGACAACUUCCCCUAACCGAUGUCACUUUCAUGGAAGAGUACAACGGAAUUUUGAAACGAUUCAUUUCAACAGUCGACAUUCCGUACGAGGAAGACAAAACGGGGAAUUAUUCUUUCACGAUAAAUAAUUUACACUCAAAACAUAACAGUUCCUGGUUCAGUCUGUACUUCUCAGAUCAAACACAAGCACAUUUCAUCCGCCCGCCCCAUCCUGUCCAUGCGUUUCGUUCCGAACGUCUGGACGUUGGCCAAACGGAACUUGGGAUUAGUAGUGAUGGCAAUAAGGAUAGUUUCCGAGUCAUAAUUCCUUGCAGAAUUAGUAAUCCCGAUCAAAUUAGCGCGGUUGGGUUGAAGGUUGUUACACAUUUAGAGAAACCUGCAGGACUUGUUGAUGUUCAAACAAAAACUAGUUAUAAUCCAUUACUUGGAUUUAUCAUGAACACUACAACUUACGAAGACAUUUUACAACAUUGGAAUAUUUUCUCAUUUCAAUGUUUCCUCCGGAUUGGAAAGAGUACUCAGGAAACUCUCAAUGUCGGUUUGCUACCAAGUAUCCAGCAGCUCGUUGAUGGGGACCAGCACAUAAGCAUAACCGCUGUAGGUGUUAAGCGCCUUCGAGUCACGUGUGAUCCACGCAAAAACUGGAAUUUUGUAAUUUUCAUGCCGGUCAAAACUGCAUUGGAUUCGGGACUCUUAGGAAAUUGGGACGACGAGGGCACUAGCUUCCAGUUAAACUCCACGUGGACAGUACCAGGAAAACGCUAUCCAAACGAAAUUUCCACGUCCUGUAACACCGAAAAUUGUAGUGCUAUUUAUAGCACAGAAUCAGCUAGAGUUUCCUGUCAUGGCGACAAUCUGAGGAGGACGAGUGUUAUCGAGACAAUACAAUAAUUCCUCAACUACAACACCCGCAAAUUCCACCUCAGCAGGGUCCACAUAAUUCUGCUGCUGUCACAGCACGAGACGAAAUUGCAGCUUCAUGGAUAAGAUGAGCGCUGCAAUUCCCACUACGCAUCCAAAGGCAAGCCGGCGACCAAAGUUUUCCGAAGAUGAACUUGUAGCACUCGCCAGGGCUAUUAAAGAUAGAGACCAUAUCAUCAGCGGAAAAUUCCAAGGGGCGAAAGCGUCAAAAACCAACAAAAACAAGGCUUGGGCGGAGGUUGUGGAUGCAGUUAAUGCUGUUGGAGGUAUGGGACGGACACAAGAGGAAAUAAAAACAAAACACAAAAAUUUAAGAACUUCUACAAAAAAAGUUGAGACUGAAAAUAAAAGAGAGAUCUUUAAAACCGGAGGUGGCAAGUCGAAGUUAAAGUCUCUAACCGAAAGUCAACUAAUUAUCCUCGAAACUCUGCCAAGUACACUAUUAGAUGGUAUACACGGUGGUAUCGAUUUGCACGAUCCGUCCUUCAAGCUGCCGAAAGUUCCUACUCCAACGAAGCAAGAUGAAGACGACAUGGACUUAUUAGACCUAGACGAGAUUGGACCGCAAGUACGUCAACCAUUUGUCCCAGGCAGGUCGGAGCUACAACUUGCGGCGCAAACCGUGGCAAAUGCGUCUGAGGCGGCAAGUUUAGGUGAACCGGUGGCUCACUGCUCAAAAACGCUUCCACAGCUUGAAACCUCUCGUACUAUUUGUGAGACCCCUAAAAGAAAGCAUCGGAAGUUGGAAGUUUCGUCAACAGAACAACUUUUACGAGAACAAGUUGGUUUAAUGAGAAAACAGGUAGAGGUCAUGUCAGAUAUUAAAGAACUAAUGGCGGAACGUAAUCGAAUCGAACAGGAAAAGUUGGAUAUUAAAAAGAGGAAAUUUUCAAGUAAUUCACCAAUGUUUAUGAGUACCGACUAGUUUGUCUAAGUCAAUGCCAUGUUUACUUCACAAUUAGUUGUAUAAAUAAAGGUUGUA
Folsomia candida is the source of this 2318-nucleotide messenger RNA. RefSeq lists its product as uncharacterized. The coding region runs from base 368 to 1306 and encodes 312 amino acids. The record is from RefSeq and is a predicted model, not a curated record. The transcript has 9 exons. Lineage: Eukaryota; Metazoa; Arthropoda; Collembola; Entomobryomorpha; Isotomidae.